AUGGCCUUCUUCAAUCCCGUCUACGCUUUCGUUGUGCCCUUCCUUUUCGUCGUCACCGUUCCUCUUGCUGUCUUCGCUGGCAUCACAACUACCAUUGCCUUCUCUGUUCUUGUUCUCAGGGUGCUGUCUGUCUAUCUCGACGUAGCUUUAUCCAUUGUACCGCAUUAUUUGGGUGGACGAAAAAUUCGGCCUUACCGUCCUAAUAAUCAUUACAUUCGUCAACCACACCUCGAAACUCCAGGUUCUUCUGCACUUUACACCAACCCAUCAGCUUCAUCGGCCGGGUCAACGGCCUUCGAAUCAUCCUUACGAAGACGUCGUCAUCGUAGGAGCUCCAGUGCUCUAUCUACAGCUGGUUCUACCACCCCAAUUAGCGAAAAGGCAUUCGGCUUGCUCCCUAGCAUUGGCCCUGAGCGAGAUUUUGAAGGUAUUGGCGGUUGGCGACUAAGUGGUGAUGACGAGACAUGGACCACAAUCAACUCAAGGCUCGAAUUGCCCGAUAAACAACACCAUGGACGUAAUCAUCACCGUUCCCCGUCAGGUCCCACGACACCUGGAGAGGGCGGAUAUCUUAUGAUGAAGGGACGCAACCGAAGCCCAUCAGCAAUGCGCACCUCGGCAUCCCCCAACAGCGCUCGCACAAGGACACCAUCUGGCCCUCACAUCGCUUUCACGAAUAAGACCUUUAUUGACAGCUAUUUCCCAAACUUCAAAAAUUCGCCAAAGGGACUGAAGAAAUUGCCCUCCCAGGGGGUUGUCGACGCAUAG
Messenger RNA from Fusarium venenatum, 768 nucleotides. RefSeq lists its product as uncharacterized. The record is from RefSeq and is a predicted model, not a curated record. Lineage: Eukaryota; Fungi; Ascomycota; Sordariomycetes; Hypocreales; Nectriaceae.